This is a messenger RNA of Saccharomyces kudriavzevii IFO 1802, 1320 nucleotides long. RefSeq names its product histone acetyltransferase GCN5 (gene GCN5). The record is from RefSeq and is a predicted model, not a curated record. Gene Ontology annotation, molecular function: protein binding; histone H3 acetyltransferase activity. The coding region runs from base 1 to 1320 and encodes 439 amino acids. The transcript has a single exon. Gene Ontology annotation, cellular component: histone acetyltransferase complex. NCBI's taxonomy places the organism in Eukaryota, Fungi, Ascomycota, Saccharomycetes, Saccharomycetales, Saccharomycetaceae. Gene Ontology annotation, biological process: chromatin remodeling; positive regulation of transcription by RNA polymerase II.
AUGGUAACAAAACACCAGAUUAAAAAGGAUCAUUCAGAUGAAGCUGCGACGGAUCCAGAAGUGAAACGGGUGAAAUUAGAAAACGAUGUUGAGGAACCACGGUCUGAACAAGCUGGGCCCAAUAGACAAGAAACCGCCAGCAAAGAGGAUAAAGGAAGCUUUGAAAAAGAAACCGAACGGAUUGGAGGAUCUGAAGUGAUUACAGAUGUGGAGAAGGGAAUUGUCAAAUUUGAAUUCGAUGGUGUUGAAUACACAUUCAAAGAGAGACCCAGUGUCGUCGAGGAAAACGAAGGGAAAAUUGAAUUCAGGGUAGUAAAUAAUGAUAAUACUAAAGAGAAUAUGAUGGUUCUCACAGGGUUAAAAAACAUUUUUCAGAAGCAGCUACCAAAAAUGCCCAAGGAAUAUAUCGCCAGGUUGGUCUAUGACCGAAGUCACCUCUCCAUGGCUGUCAUUAGGAAGCCAUUGACGGUUGUAGGCGGCAUAACAUAUAGACCCUUCGACAGAAGGGAAUUUGCGGAAAUUGUUUUCUGUGCCAUCAGCUCCACAGAGCAGGUUCGUGGGUAUGGUGCGCAUCUAAUGAACCACUUGAAGGACUAUGUCCGGAAUACCUCUAACAUAAAAUAUUUUCUGACAUACGCAGAUAACUAUGCCAUUGGUUAUUUCAAGAAGCAAGGUUUCACCAAAGAAAUCACGCUGGAAAAAAGUAUAUGGAUGGGGUAUAUCAAAGAUUACGAAGGUGGUACGUUGAUGCAAUGUUCCAUGUUACCAAGAAUACGAUAUUUGGACGCGGGUAAAAUUCUCUUGCUACAGGAGGCGGCACUACGAAGGAAAAUAAGGGCAAUUUCUAAAUCGCAUGUUGUGAGGCCUGGGCUAGAAGAAUUCAAAGACUUAAACAACAUCAAACCGAUUGAUCCGAUGACAAUUCCCGGUUUAAAAGAAGCCGGUUGGACUCCUGAAAUGGAUGCAUUGGCGCAACGUCCCAAACGUGGUCCUCAUGAUGCAGCGAUACAAAAUAUACUCACCGAACUCCAAAAUCACGCAGCAGCCUGGCCUUUCUUACAACCCGUUAAUAAAGAGGAAGUCCCUGAUUACUAUGAUUUUAUCAAAGAACCGAUGGACUUGAGCACCAUGGAAAUCAAGUUAGAGAACAAUAAAUACCAAAAAAUGGAAGAUUUCAUAUACGAUGCCAGACUGGUGUUCAACAAUUGUCGAAUGUACAAUGGUGAGAAUACAUCAUACUACAAGUAUGCUAAUAGGUUGGAGAAAUUUUUCAACAAUAAAGUGAAGGAAAUUCCUGAAUAUUCUCAUCUGAUUGAUUAA